This is a messenger RNA of Clupea harengus (Atlantic herring), 1636 nucleotides long. Its product is annotated as adiponectin, C1Q and collagen domain containing, a. The transcript has 4 exons. The coding region runs from base 1 to 903 and encodes 300 amino acids. The record is from RefSeq and is a predicted model, not a curated record. NCBI's taxonomy places the organism in Eukaryota, Metazoa, Chordata, Actinopteri, Clupeiformes, Clupeidae. Gene Ontology annotation, molecular function: protein binding.
AUGUCUCCACACCGCCAUCUCAGGGCGGUCCCCGUGGGAGAGGCCGAGGCAGCCGCCGCAGCUGCUGAUGAGCCUGCUAUGCCCGCUGGGCCUCCUGAAGGUAGUAAGAGUCAACCCAAACCUCUGAUAAACCUCCUUGAGCCACAUAUUGGAAACGGCUACAGACCUCUGAUGCAGCACUGCAACAUGAAGCUCAUCUAUCCUUCUCCCAGGAGGAGGGUGGCGCUGUGCCUGAUGCCAGGGAGGCCUGUGCCAGGUGGAUGGCCGGUGUGCCAGGCACUCCUGGUCCAGAUGGAGUACCUGGCAGAGGCGGGGAAGAUGGGUGUGCCGGGGGAGAGAGGGGAGCCAAGUGAACCAGGGGAGCAGGGGCUGGCAGGUCUCCGGGGCUUCCCAGGCCUACCAGGGCUGCAGGGUGACACGGGGGCGAGCUCCUUCGCCUACCGUUCAGCCUUCAGUGUGGGCCUGACUCAGCCGUCCACCUCCAUCAACACCCCGCUCCACUUCGAUAAGACAUUCUACAAUGAGCAGCAUCAUUACGACGACCUCUCCGGAAAGUUCCGCUGCAGGAUCCCAGGGAUAUACUACUUUGCCUAUCACCUGACCGUCCAGGGCAACGAGGCUCGCAUAGCACUCUAUCAGAAUAGCCGGCUACUGAGCCUCACUAAGGACCAGUUCCAGCAUGGCGACCUCGACCAGGCCUCAGGCGGGACUGUCUUGAGGCUGCAGUCUGAGGAUGAGGUGUGGUUAGAGCUCUACGGCUAUGGGGAGGCUAAGAGGGGCGCAGGGGUGUACAGCGACAUUUAUACUGACUCCACAUUCUCUGGUUUCCUCCUGCAUCCCACAAUUGAAACUAACCAACCCCCUUUACUCAGCAUAGGGCAUGAAAGCCAGUUGUUUGAAUGACAGUUUGCUGGCCUCUUGUGGCAAAACAUUUUUUUUUUCCUUGUUCAAACUGUUGCAUUAUUAAUUGUUGGUUCGAGCUCGCGCCAGUGUUUGUUGGCCUGAGGAUGUGACUCUCUGUUCCGUUUCCCAACUGAGAUCUGUAGUUGACCGACUGGAAGUGUGUGUCCCUUGAGCCAACUGGCCUUCUCUCAGUGACAGCUGGGGAGAGGCUUAAUACUGCCACCACAUGAGAUACUUUAAUUUCAUUAGCCAAGGUCAUGCAGAAAGCUGUUUGUCAUACCCAGAUGCCAUUGGCACCUAUAUGGUCAAUCAGUGGUUAUACAAGCCAGUGUUUUAGUAUUCUAAAUGAUUAACUUUAUUGUUUUUUUUUUUAUAUAUUCAUCCACAGUUUAUAAACCACAAACUUUAUUCUGCUCUUGGCUCUGCUGUUCUGCUUAUAAUCAUAAUUCUCAUCAUGUUGUUCAUCAGACUGUUUCACUAAUACCAGAAUGCCUUUGUAAAUUGUGCUUUUGUCGAGGCAAUUAAAGUGUUUAUGUAAGCGGUCUGAUAAACAAUAUAGUAUUAGAGAGUAUUAUUUAAUAUUGUUGUAUGAGACCACCAUUUCAUUAGUUUUCUUAUUAAACUUUUCAUUUGAUGUAUAAGGAACUCACUGACUCAAGUGAUGGGAAAGUUUUUUCAAAGCUGUUUUAUUUUGACAUAACAUUCAAAUAAAAAAAGUCACUGUAAAAACAAA